AUGACAUCUCUCAAGCAAUUCAUUCGCAAUGUGCGAGCCGCGAAGACCAUUGCCGACGAACGGGCCGUUGUCCAGAAGGAAAGUGCUGCCAUUCGAGCCAGUUUUCGGGAAGAGAGCCAUGAUCACAACAUAAGGCGGAACAAUGUCGCAAAACUUCUAUAUCUCUUCACCCUGGGCGAGCGGACGCACUUUGGUCAGAUUGAAUGUCUAAAGCUCCUUGCCUCUCCGCGCUUUGCGGACAAGCGCCUGGGAUAUUUGGGGACGAUGCUGCUGCUUGACGAGAAUCAAGAAGUCCUGACCCUCGUGACGAAUUCGCUCAAGAAUGACCUCAACCAUUCCAACCAAUAUGUUGUCGGGCUUGCGCUUUGUACCCUUGGCAAUAUUGCGUCCGUCGAAAUGUCCCGAGACCUCUUCCCUGAAAUCGAAACCCUUAUCUCUACGGCAAAUCCCUACAUUCGCCGAAAGGCGGCACUUUGCGCAAUGCGGAUAUGUCGAAAAGUCCCGGAUCUUCAAGAACAUUUCCUAGAGAAAGCCAAAGUGUUGAUACAGGACCGAAACCACGGAGUGCUCCUCUGCGGACUGAUGUUGAUCGUAAGCUUGUGUGAGGCGGACGAAGCAGAAGGUGGAGAGGAAGGAGUGAUAGAGCUGUUCCGCCCGGUCGUGCCACAUCUCGUUCGGACACUGAAAAGCCUGACCAGCUCAGGCUACACCCCAGAGCAUGAUGUUGCAGGAAUCACAGACCCUUUCCUGCAGGUCAAGAUUCUGCGGCUGCUCCGAGUGCUUGGGAGGGGCGAUCCCGCAACCAGCGAACAAAUGAAUGACAUUUUGGCCCAAGUUGCUACCAACACGGAAGCUACCAAAAAUGUUGGGAAUUCGAUCCUUUACGAGGCUGUCCUCACCAUCCUCGACAUCGACGCUGAUUCAGGACUGCGUGUUCUGGGGGUCAACAUUCUUGGAAAGUUCCUGGCCAACAAAGACAACAACAUCCGCUAUGUCGCCCUCAACACGUUAAUCAAGGUGGUGGCCAUUGAGCCUAAUGCGGUUCAACGGCAUCGAAACACCAUCCUGGAGUGUUUAAGAGACCCCGACAUCUCGAUCCGGCGACGGGCGCUUGAUCUCAGUUUCACACUGAUUCGAGAAGACAACGUGCGGGUGCUGAUUAGAGAACUAUUGGCAUUUCUAGAGGUUGCCGACACAGAAUUUAAGCCGGUCAUGACGACACAGAUUGGAAUUGCCGCCGACCGGUUCGCCCCGAACAAGCGUUGGCACAUUGACACCAUGUUAAGAAUCGUCAAAUUGGCUGGCAACUACGUCAAGGAACAGAUUCUGUCAUCGUUUGUCCGCCUCAUUGCUACAUCGCCAGAUCAGCAGACCUACUCGGUCCAGAAGCUGUAUGCGGCCCUGAAGGCAGAUAUCACGCAGGAGGCGCUGACGCUGGCCGGAGUAUGGGUCAUUGGUGAGUAUGGAGAUUCGUUACUGCGUGGAGGCACGUACGAGGAGGAAGAAUUAGUCAAAGAAGUCAAGGAAAGCGAUAUUGUGGACUUGUAUACGACGAUCCUCAACUCCACCUACGCGAAUCAGGUUGUCACCGAGUUCAUCAUCACCUCGGCGAUGAAACUGACAACGAGGAUGUCAGAUCAGGCCCAGAUCGAACGGAUACGCCGCCUGAUGCAAUCAAGGACGUCUGACCUGAGUGUCGAGAUCCAACAGAGGGCGGUGGAAUACAGCAACCUUUUUGGCUACGACUCGAUUCGACGAGGAGUUUUGGAGAAGAUGCCGCCGCCGGAAAUCAAGGAAGAGCAACGAGUAUUUGGUCCAGCCGCUACCCCUGCCAAGGACAAGAGGAAGACACUGAAAAGCAAGGCCCACGCAAAGGUUGCCAAAACCAGCGAGUCGGACAUGCUGCUGGAUCUUAUGGGGGGAUCGGAUGUCCCGGCGGUCGACACGAGCGCGACACUCAAUGGACAACAGCAGACGGCAGACUUGCUGGCGGACAUUCUUGGCGGCGGGAGUUCUGUCUCGAGUCCUCCGCCCCAGACCAAGAGUCCAACACCGGCCUCGAAUACGGAGUCAAUCAUGGAUCUGUUUGGCAAUGGAACCCCCAAGCCUGCGAGUCCCGCUCCAGGUGGCUCGCCCGCGCAUCCUGUCUACAACAAGAACGGAUUGGUGGUUUCCAUUCAGGUGUCACGAAGUGGUGCUACGAUUCAAGCACUUGCCCGAUUCAAGGACACGUUAGCAUUUGAGCGCAUGACAGGUGUCGGGUUGCAAGCCGCCGUGCCCAAGAGCCAGAAGUUGACGCUGCAUGCCAUCAACAAGAGCACACUUGAGGCCGGCGAGGAGGCCACGCAAAGCAUGAAGAUUAUUGCAGCAACAGGGCCGCUACCAGCGAAAUUACGCUUACGACUAAAGAUUUCAUAUACGAAAGAGGGAGGGGCGCCGAUCACCGAGCAGGUCGAUUGGACGGAAUCGUAG
Messenger RNA from Capronia epimyces CBS 606.96, 2472 nucleotides. RefSeq lists its product as uncharacterized. Bases 1 to 2472 code for a protein of 823 amino acids. Gene Ontology annotation, molecular function: clathrin-cargo adaptor activity. The transcript has 5 exons. Gene Ontology annotation, biological process: receptor-mediated endocytosis; Golgi to vacuole transport; intracellular protein transport. The record is from RefSeq and is a predicted model, not a curated record. Gene Ontology annotation, cellular component: membrane coat; Golgi apparatus; AP-1 adaptor complex. NCBI's taxonomy places the organism in Eukaryota, Fungi, Ascomycota, Eurotiomycetes, Chaetothyriales, Herpotrichiellaceae.